AGUAGCUGAAGGUUAGGCGGUAGAGAGAGAGAGAUGCCCAUGAGCUUAGCCCCUCUAGGGGAACACGUCCUUAAUAUGAACUCAGGCAAUUCUCCAAUCACUAGACAACAGAUUCUGAAGGCGGACCUGGCGUCCUUUUGAAAGAGAAAUGACCAUACAUAGAUGAACAGCUGGCACUGUCUCUCCCUGAGUGACGAUCGGAAGUUUUUCAAAUCACAGGAAGGGUGUUGGUUACUUCGCGUGUCUGCAGCAGAAAGUUGAGUCCAUAGCUCGGGCUCGGUGAGAUUCACCCCCACUCCACCCCCCAGGAAACCAGGCAAGAAUGGCGACUCCGACUGAAGAGAUUGUAAAAACGGUUGACUCCAGGAUAGCUGUGGGAAUCGAGAUCACAAACAACAGCAAGCACUUUGACUUAACUGCAGCAGCGACAUUUGCUGAAUGUGGUGUUGUACAAAGUCCCCCACCUCCGAUCAUAGCGAAGGAGAAAAAAGGAACGUGUGUGUUCACCAAAACCCCAUUCUCACUCUAUGGCAGUGUUGGAGUCCUCAGCUACUCCUUUGGUGACCAGCAGUUCUCCCUUCUGUUCUCCAACCCACUUGACUGCAUCAAGUAUGACAGCGAGUUUGCUCUGUACAUUCCUGAUACAAAAACUAUGACUGAUCAGAAAUUGUACAGUAAGAUGUAUACACAACUGCAUGAAUCCAGUUCCUUCACUAAAACUGCUAUUGGAAGAGGGAAUGCGGCACUGCAACUGGUCAAAGAUGGAAUGGAGGUUUCAGGCACAAUGUCAAAUGUGCAUCACAAAGCUAUCAUUAAGUUGGAGGUUCGAGAUCACUUCUCUUCUCCAUACAAGCCGAAUAAUUAAAAUUCUCUUUGCUGGGAAAGUGUCUCAAAAUUCCAUCACUCACUGGAAUUUCUCAAUUGUUUAAUUUUCUAGUGCUGUCAGAUCAUACCAAAAUUAUUAAAUAAUCAUAGGUCUUUAAUGCCUUAUUAUACAGAAUAACGGUGUAGUAAUUUGAUUCAUAUCCAAUUUUUGUAAGGAUCUUGUCCAUUCAUAGGACCAUUAUUUUUACUUCGAAGACGUCUUACUCCUUUUUACAUAUCACUGUUAGAAGAUGACACAUUUGACUGAUCUCCUGUCAUUACACACACCAUCCUGACUUGGAUGACUACAGAGGAACUGUGAUUAUUCAAACGAGAUGGGUGGGCACUAUUUUGUUCGGAUAAUCGAUUAUUCAGAUAAUCGAUUUUACCCUAAACAAGGGAAGCCAUACUGAUCUAACACUGUGCUCUGCUGGAGAAUUUGUUUAAAUCUAUAAUUUUAAUGCCAUUCAAACAAACUAAUCUUUGCAUUCUGCAAAAUACAAGUUAAACAGAAGGGCUAAACCGUUACCAUCACAUAAAAACUUUAAAUGAAAUCCCAGCAUUAAACAAGGUUCUGAACAGCUUCAACGAUUGCAAGAGCAUUUGUCAGUUUCUGGGAACUCAGUGUCGCGAUAGAAGGACAGAAGCACUGCCUCGCACAUGCAUUUACAUUUUUGGCCAUUUUUUCAUGAACGGCCCGGUAAUGUGAUGGGAAUAUCCUGUGCUGUAAAACAUUUACUUUUGCAAAGAGCUGUGUAACCAACUCUUACCUAAAAAAAAAAUCCAGUCGCUGAUACUUGAGGUGUAUGUGUUUAGAGUCAUAGAGAUGUACAGCAUGGAAAUAGACCCUUCGGUCCAACCUGUCCAUGCCGACCAGAUAUCCCAACCCAAUCUAGUCCCACCUGCCAGCACUCGGCCCAUAUCCCUCCAAACCCUUCCUAUUCAUGUACCCAUCCAAGUGCCUCUUAAAUAUUGCAAUUGUACCAAUUGUUUCUUUGUUUUUGUCAGCAUUUUCACAUGUCCUUCAGUCCAGGUAAAUCGAAUAUACUUACCUCUUUGAUGUAACGUUUUUGCGGGACCUUGAAAUCUUCUUCAGAUACUUGAUAUUUGAAUAAUGGAGGUUCCUUUGUAUAUCUUUUUCUAUCACUGUCGCUGUGUCAAAUUCCUACAGCUCCCUUCCCAAUAGCACUCUGAGUGUCUGUACAGCCCAAAGACUGCAGCACUUUAAGAAGGCAAUUCACCACAACCACCAUCUCCUUCAGGGCAAUUAGGGAUGAGCUAUAACUGCAGACCUGGCCAGUGACACCCACAUCCCAUUAAAAGAAAAUCUUGCUCAUUGCCUCAAAUGUGUAACCUGCGAUAGAGGUAUCCUUCUCUUCUAUAAUCUAAAGACUUUUGUAACCUAAGCCUGGUAUAAAAAAUCCACUCAUAUUGAAAGUAAAUGGGGAUGUAUUUGUAACUUUGGUAAUAUUCUAAUUAACAUUUUAAAAAUGAGCUGCUUGUAAUACCUGCCCUGACACAGUCUCUGACACUCAGCUGACAUGUUAACUAGAUCAUAACAGAGAAGGAGAACAAGAGUCAAACUUGCAUAAUAUUCCAACCCAAAGACAGAAUGUGAAAAAACUGGACACCAAGACUGAGGAAGACAUAUGACAAUGGUCAUUUUCUAACUUUGCAUUUUCAACAGGGACCUUUGCUGACUUGAACUGCAUUUGAAACACGUGAUCAUGUUAUACGCAGUUUCCUGACCAGAAGGGAUUCCUCCAUUUCCUAUAAACAGAUCAUGUAGAUUAAACCUCCCAUCUGGACUGCACUUGAUGGCUCAGAGGUCACUUAUUAAAAGCAACUUAUGAGGCAGUAUCUCCAGCAUGGAACCUUGUCAGACAUGAGCACUAGCUGCAGUAUUGUGAUUUUAGUUUUCCCACCCUUACUCUGAACUAAAUAUGUAUUUUAUUUACAUAUUAAAGUAUUUAUCAGCUUAAAAUGGGAAAUUAUAGAAGUUGAACACUAACUUUGAAGAAUUUGGUGCAUGUUAAUGAUUGUUAGACAGUGAAUGAGAUGAAGGAAUGAAUGAAAGAUAAAAAUGUGGAAUUUAAAGCUUGAGGAUUGCAUCUUUUUAAUAAAAAUGAACGACUUCCUUCUUUUUAAUUUAAAAAAAAUGUAAACCCUAAAAGAUAAAAUACUUUUCCUCUGUCUGUCUCUGUUCUUUUCAUUUGAGAAGACAAAGUAAAUUAGCUUGCAUUUGGCUUUACUAACAUUGGUGCCUGAUUGUUAUACAUAUUUACCAUUCAUUCUAUUUUUUAGACAUAACACAGUUAAACUCCUAUGAAAUAGAAAACUUGUAUCUCAUUGUUUGAGCAUCAUUAAUCACUGUAUUUUUGUUAAAGAGAAAAUGUUAAAUGUCAGGAAUAAAAGAAUGAUUCAAAGAUAGGUAAGUGGAGUCCUAAACCCUUAUCCUAUUUUUUAAAAAAACUUAACCUUGAAGUACUAACCUUGUUGUACAUUUGACAUACUACCAAUAUUUUAGCUUGCAAUAAGAACAUUUGUAAUCAGUGUUGUAUGUUUUCAUGAUUAUUAACAAGACAUUAAACGCUAUUUACUAUUGUGUUCA
Messenger RNA from Hemiscyllium ocellatum (epaulette shark), 3475 nucleotides. RefSeq names its product DELTA-thalatoxin-Avl1a-like. Gene Ontology annotation, biological process: pore complex assembly; monoatomic cation transport; cytolysis in another organism. The transcript is spliced from 3 exons. The record is from RefSeq and is a predicted model, not a curated record. NCBI's taxonomy places the organism in Eukaryota, Metazoa, Chordata, Chondrichthyes, Orectolobiformes, Hemiscylliidae. The coding region runs from base 323 to 865 and encodes 180 amino acids. Gene Ontology annotation, molecular function: channel activity. Gene Ontology annotation, cellular component: pore complex.